AUAAAUUGUUAAAAUAUAAAAAGAAGGCAGCAGAGAGUUUGUUUGCCUCAUUCCUCGGUCCUUGUCUUGUUUUUUCUGAUACCUUUGCCUGUGCUUUGUUGCAGUGAAAAUCCAAGACACAUCUUGAUCUUGCUCUCUCUUCUUCACUUCACUCUCUCUCCCUCUCUCUUACAGCAUUUACCCAACUUCACUUUCCAUUUUUCUGGCCUGCUCCUUUUCUCUUUCAAGCAGUUCAUACGUGAGUUUUCACCAAGUUUGUUAGGGAGAUUUACACUAUGGUCAAGCACUUUCCUCUUCUUCUUCUUCUUCUUCUUCUUGCAGUAUAUGUCGCUGCAACUGAUGAAGAACCAUUCAUUGGGGUGAACAUUGGAAGAGAUCUCUCAGAUAUGCCUCACCCCACUCAAGUAGUGGCAUUACUUAAAGCUCAGCAAAUUCGACAUGUUAGGUUGUAUGAUGCUGACCAAGCCAUGCUCAUUGCCCUUGCAAACACAGGAAUACAAGUUGCCGUGUCUGUUCCUAAUGAAGAGAUCCUAGCAAUUGGUCAAUCAAACACCACAGCUGCUAAGUGGGUUUCGCGUAAUGUGGUGGCUCAUUACCCUGCCACUAACAUAACAUCUAUCUGUGUUGGUUCUGAGGUUUUAACUGCCCUCCCCAAUGCGGCAAAAGUGCUUGUCAGUGCCCUUAAGUUCAUUCAUUCGGCCCUUCUGGCGUCAAAUCUUGAUCACCAAAUUAAAGUUUCAACACCCCUUUCCUCUUCCAUGAUCCUUGACUCAUUUCCACCUUCACAAGCCUUCUUCAACCGCUCGCUGAAUCCAGUCUUGGUUCCAAUGUUUGAUUUCUUGCAAACCACUGGCUCUUUUCUAAUGCUCAACACCUACCCUUACUAUGAUUAUAUGAAGUCAGAUGGUGUGUUUCCGUUGGACUAUGCACUCUUCAAACCCCUCCCUCCAAACAAAGAAGUCAUCGAUUCUAACACUCUUCUCCACUACUCCAACGUGUUUGAUUCUGUGAUUGAUGCAGCCUACUUUGCCAUGGCUUUUCUCAACUACACUAACAUUCCUGUGGUGGUGAGUGAAACAGGUUGGCCCUCAAAAGGUGACUCUAAUGAACCAGAUGCCACAGUAGAAAAUGCCAACACUUACAACAGCAAUUUGAUCAAGCAUGUGCUUAACGUAACUGGAACUCCCAAACACCCCGGCAUUGGUGUUAGUACUUACAUCUAUGAACUCUACAAUGAGGAUGCAAAGGCAGGUUCAUUGUCUGAGAAGAACUGGGGUUUGUUUGACGCAAAUGGGAAACCUAUUUAUAUUUUACGAUUAACAGAAUCAGGAGGAGUGCUGGCAAAUGACACCACCAAUCAAACUUACUGUGUUGCAAAAGAUGGUGCCGAUCCCAAGAUGCUGCAAGCUGGAAUAGAUUGGGCAUGUGGACCUGGCAAGGUGGAUUGCUCGCCUUUGCUGCAGGGACAACUAUGUUAUGAACCAGACAACGUAGUUGCACAUGCAAAUUAUGCUUUUGACACUUACUAUCAUCAGAUGGGAAAGUCUCCUCAGGCUUGUGAUUUCAAUGACAUGGCUACAAUCUCCACCACCAAUCCUAGUCAUGGAUCCUGUGUGUUUCCAGGAAGUCUUGGCAAAAAUGGCACCUUCCCUAACGUCACAUUAUCAUCGAUGAAUUCCACAAAUUCAGAUUCUUCUGCCUGGAAUAUACAUCAUGGUGAAUUAGGAAUCAGAAACCCUGUAAUGAUGAUAGUAGUUCUGCUCAUGGGAGUGGUUUGGCUAUAAAUUUUAUGUACCUCAUUUGUAUUGUUCAGUUUAAAAAUUAGCGGUAGAUGAGAUGAGGAUGUUAUGUGCUAGUUCCUUUGCAUGUUCCUAUUUGCUCGUGCAAUUUUCUUCCGGAGGAACGGCAGUGUAACAUGUUUGGUCGUGUAAUACAAUCCUUUUGUUAUUAUAAUUUUUUAGAAAUUAUAAUUAUGAUUAUUAGUUAAGGUUAAA
Molecule: messenger RNA, 1994 nt
Organism: Vigna umbellata (rice bean)
Lineage: Eukaryota; Viridiplantae; Streptophyta; Magnoliopsida; Fabales; Fabaceae
Product: glucan endo-1,3-beta-glucosidase 2-like
Biological process (GO): carbohydrate metabolic process
Molecular function (GO): hydrolase activity, hydrolyzing O-glycosyl compounds
Source: RefSeq, a predicted model, not a curated record